AUGGACAAUGUUGCCGCAUCUACUUCACAGCAGAUUGAGUCUAGAGAAAUUGGGAUUUCCGAGCAUCUCUCAACUUUGUCUCUUAGUGGUGAACAAGAACUGGGCACUGUUGAAGUUCAUAGACAAGAGAAGGACCCCAGAAUAAAAGCUAGAAAGUAUCAGACGGACCUUUGUAAGAAAGCAUUGGAGGAGAACAUUAUUGUAUAUUUGGGAACAGGUUGUGGGAAAACACAUAUUGCAGUUUUACUUAUGUACGAGAUGGGCCACUCGAUAAAGAAACCCCAGAAAGACGUAUGCAUUUUCCUUGCUCCCACUGUGGCUUUGGUUCACCAGCAAGCCAAAGUCAUAGAAGAUUCUGUUAAUUUCAAAGUUAAGACAUACUGUGGGGGUGGGAGUUCAAAGGGUUCAACGAGCCAUUACCACUGGGAAAAAGAACUUGAAGAAUAUGAGGUUCUUGUUAUGAUACCUCAAAUACUGUUGUUCAAUCUAAAUCACUGCUUUAUCAGGAUUGAGCAAAUUGCCCUUCUGAUAUUUGAUGAAUGUCAUCAUGCACAACUUGAAAGCAAUCAUCCUUAUGCUGAAAUCAUGAAGAUUUUCUACAAACCAGAUGCGGCAAAACUUCCCCGCAUAUUUGGCAUGACAGCAUCUCCAAAAUUAGGGAAAGGGGGUUCAAUUGAUAGUCUCGAAACUUUACUGCAUGCAAAGAUUUGUUCUGUUGAAGACAAGGAUGAACUGGGAGAAUUUGUAACAACCCCUAAGAUAAAUGUAUAUUAUUACAACUCAACCGAAAAUGGCUACUCUUGCCCUCGAAAGAUCUAUGCCAGAAAGCUUGAGGAGAUAAUGCACCAGUGCUUGUCAGCUCUCCGGAUGGAUACAGUUGACCAGACUCCUGUCAAGAACACCAAAAAAUUGCUUCAAAAGCUGCAUGGUAACCUAACAUCUUGUCUGUCAAACCUUGGACUAUGGGGGGCAUUACAGGCCAGCUACAUUUUCUUGAAAGAUGAUCAGCGUGAGCGUUCUGAGCUGGUGGAGGCAGAAGGGAAUUGCAGUGACUAUUUAUGUAACAAAUAUUUGAAUCAGGUUGCCUCAAUGUUUGCUUCUGAUUGCGUGGAAGAUGGCAAGGAAAUUGAUUUAUCCUGCAUGGAGGUUUUGAGAGAGCCAUUUUUCUCAAGAAAGCUCACACGGCUUAUUGACAUUCUCUCCAAUUUUAGAUUACAACCAAAUACGAAGUGCAUAGUUUUUGUCAAUAGGAUUGUGACUGCAAGAUGCAUCUCGUCUAUACUUAACGACCUUAAGUUCAUAUCAUCUUGGAGGUGCAAUUACCUUGUAGGAGUGCAUUCUGGACUCGAGAGCAAGUCACGUAAAAAUACAAACAUCAUUCUUGAGAAGUUUCGCUCUGGUGAGAUAAAUCUAUUGAUUGCAACAAAAGUGGGUGAGGAGGGACUUGAUAUUCAGACAUGUGGCCUUGUUAUACGGUUUGACCUUCCAGAAACUGUUGCUAGUUUUAUACAAUCUAGAGGUCGUGCACGUACAGCCCAGUCUGAAUAUGCAAUUUUAUUGGACAGGGGCAACCCAGAGGAGGUCAAUUUGAUAGAGCAUUUUACAAAAGCUGAAGCUCAGAUGAAUGAAGAAAUUUCAUCCAGAGAAAACUGUGAGAUGAUAAAUUAUUUUGAGGAAAGAACCUAUAAAGUGGAUUCUACCGGGGCGACUAUUAGUUCUACAUCAAGUAUCUCAUUGCUUCACCGUUAUUGUUCGAAGCUUCCUCAUGAUGAGUACUUCAUCCCAGAACCACAGUUCUUCAACUACGAUGAUGCAGAUGGAAUGCUUUGCAAAAUAAUUCUCCCUGCCAAUGCUCCAAUUCAUGAAAUUGUCAGUGAACCACAACAGUCCACGGACACGGCUAAGAGAGAUGCCUGUUUGAAAGCAUGUAAAGCAUUGCAUGAAGCUGGUGCUUUGACAGAUUAUCUCUUGCCAGAACAAGAAGAUAGCUCCGAGGACUCAACUCAGGAUUUCUCUGAUUCUGACAGCUGCGAUGAUGACGAAUCAAAAUACGAACUCAAUGAAAUGCUUGUUCCUGCUGCCCUAAGAGACCCUUGGAUAGAAAUGGAAAAUUCCACUCGUUUAAGCUCCUACAUUAUCAAAUUUUGCCCUAACCCUGUGGAUAGAGAUUAUAAAAGUUUUGGUAUUUUCAUGAAAGUGCCACUCCCAGAAGAGGCCAGGAAAAUGAAGCUUGAUCUUUCUUUGGCUCGUGGUAGAUCGGUAAAGACAGAGCUUAUACCAUCUGGAGUCGCUAGCUUUGAUAAAGAAGAGAUUGCAUUAGCAGAAAAAUUCCAGCGAAUGUUCCUCAAGGUCAUCCUUGAUCGCUCUGAAUUUAUCCCAGAAUAUGUACCGUUAGAAAAUCAUGAUAUCUACCAGCCAAGUUCAUCAACCUUCUACCUAAUGCUACCUAUUAUUCAGCACGAGUACAACAAAAUUUCUGUAGACUGGUCGACGGUCAAAAGAUGUUUGUCGUCACCAAUUUUCAGAUACCCAGGAAAUAGUGGGAAAGACGAAAUUUGUCAACUUAAUGACUACUUGCAUCUUGCCAAUGGUCAAAAAAGUAAGAAUGAUGUCAUGAACAGUUUGGUGUAUGUCCCACGCAGUAAUAAAUUUUUCUUUAUAUCUGAUAUUGUUCCAAAGAAAGACGGAUACAGCUCAUACAAUGAAUCAAAAAAUCAUAUGGAGCACUAUAUUGAGACGUUUGAUAUUCCUCUUUCGCACCCCAAUCAACCCCUUUUGAAAGCGAAACAACUUUUUGUUUUGAAGAACUUGCUUCGAAAGAAGGGAUAUUCAGAAUCGCGUGAAAAAGAGGAACACUUCAUCGAAUUACCUCCUGAGAUUUGUCAGUUGAAGAUUAUUGGGUUCUCUAAAGAUAUUGGAAGUUCAUUGUCUCUUAUACCAUCUAUCAUGCAUCGCCUUGAAAGCUUGCUUGUGGCAAUUGAAUUGAAGGACAAGUUAUAUGCUUCAUUCCCUGAAGGAGCUGAAAUUACUGCUAACCAUAUUCUUGAAGCUCUCACAACCGAAAGAUGCUGUGAGAAAUUUUCUCUUGAAAGGCUUGAAGUGCUUGGGGACGUAUUUCUUAAGUUUGCAGUUGGUAGACAUCUCUUUCUCAAGCACGAUGCCCUAGACGAAGGGCAGCUGACCAGAAAGCGUUCUAACAUUGUAAAAAAUUCUAAUUUACUCAAUCUGGCUACAAGAAAUAACUUACAGGUAUAUAUACGUGAUAAACCAUUUGAACCUCUCCAAUUCUAUGCAUACGGUCGUCCUUGUCCUGUAAUUUGCAACAAUGAGGUUGAAAAAAGUAUACACUCUAGUUACUAUAGUAAGACAAACUGUACAAGUAUUGAAGUUAGAUGCAGCAAAUGUCAUCACUGGUUGCGCAAGAAAACCAUCGCAGAUGUUGUUGAGGCACUUGUUGGAGCUUUCUUAGUUGAUAGCGGCUUCAAAGCGGCAGAGGCAUUUCUAAAAUGGAUUGGGAUACAUGUAGAUGUGACUGAGCAGCAACUUGACAAAAUCUGCCUUGAAAGCAUGGCAUUUCAGCCCCUAUCUGAUCUGACUGAUAUUAGUACUGUUGAGAGACUGUUAGGAUAUGACUUCGUCCGUAAGGGUUUGCUCAUCCAGGCCUUUGUCCAUCCUUCUUAUAACAAUCACUCGGGAGGUUGCUACCAGAGACUUGAGUUUCUUGGAGAUGCUGUCUUGGAUUAUUUGAUCACGUCCUAUCUGUAUUCAGCGUAUCCUGAAUUAAAUCCUGGACAGUUGACCGAUUUGAGAUCAAUGUGCGUAAACAACAUUUCAUUUGCUGACGUAGCUGGACGAUGGUCUUUCCAUGAAUUCAUUAUCUGCGAGUCUAAAGAUCUCCGCGAUUCCAUGACCAAAUACGUGAACUCCAUUGGAGCAUCAGCAUCAGUGGAGGGGCAAUUUGUAGAGCAAACUUGUCCGAAGGCCCUUGGAGACUUGGUGGAGUCUUAUAUAGGCGCCCUCUACAGCAAAAAAACUGCCAAAAGAAUGGCUUCCCAACAAGUAUUUGCAGACUUGAAGGGUCAAGGCCAUAAAUUAAAGUCCAAUCCGUUGGAGGAAGUGCUUAAAAAACAUGAAAAGAAGGAAGCCAAAUUGAUUGGAUAUGAUGACAAACCAUUUCUUACUUCUCAAUUUGAUUCACAUGAAACAGGUGCCUUCCACAAUGGCUCGGCAAAGUCGCGUCUCUAUGAAGUAUGCGCUGCUAACCGUUGGAAACCACCCAUUUUUGAAUGUUGCAAAGAGACCGAACCAAGCUACAGAAAAGAAUUCACUUUCAAGGUGGUGAUGGAAAUUGAUGAAAUGGCAGAUGAGACAGUUGAGUUUUAUGGAGAACCUCGGGCGAAAAAGAAAGAUGCAGCUAACAGUGCAGCAAAUGGGGCACUUUGGUACUUGAGAAAUGAAGGAUUUUUAAGGGGUAAAUACUAG
This is a messenger RNA of Fraxinus pennsylvanica, 4482 nucleotides long. Lineage: Eukaryota; Viridiplantae; Streptophyta; Magnoliopsida; Lamiales; Oleaceae. The record is from the annotation of a GenBank genome assembly.